AUGACAAGUAUUCAAAAUCAAAAUCAAAAUCAAAAUCAAAUUCAAAUUCAGUGUGAGACUGAACCCAAAACCCUAAACACAAACCCUUAUCCUCCCCCAACUGCUCUCUACUCUGACCUUGUUCGUGACGCUAAUCUCUUUAGGGAAACGCUUCAAUCUUUUCAUGAUUCAUUUGGUACCAAAUUAAAGAUUCCUACUAUAGGAGGGAAGCCACUAGAUCUUCAUCACCUUUUUAUCGAAGUAACAUCUCGUGGUGGUGUGGAAAAGGUAAUUGUAGAUCGUAAAUGGAAGGAAGUAAUUAUGACCUUCAACUUCCGCGAUACCAUAACAAGCGCAUCAUUCAUGGUGCGCAGGUACUAUCUAUCAUUGCUUUAUCACUUUGAGCAAGUGUAUUAUUUAGGGAAGCAAGCCCCUCCUUCACCACCUAGUGCUCUGAGUGGGAACCUCGCCAAUAGCUCCUCAACCAACAAGGAGGGUGCUGCUAUCAAUGAUUCACCUCGUCAGGUUAGUACAGCACAGACAAUUGGCACUUCAUUGCAUGGGACAAUUGACGAGAAAUUUGACGGUGGAUAUAUAGUUACAGUGGACCUAGGUUCUCAACAGCUGAAAGGUGUCCUAUAUCAUGUUUCAAGUAAUGUAUCUCAAAGUUCAUAUGCUAAAGGUUUAUCAGGAGAAAGGGUUGAGAGAUGA
Molecule: messenger RNA, 690 nt
Organism: Lathyrus sativus (Indian pea)
Lineage: Eukaryota; Viridiplantae; Streptophyta; Magnoliopsida; Fabales; Fabaceae
Source: the annotation of a GenBank genome assembly